CUCAAGCCUCUGCGAGAUCUCUAUCAGGGCCUCAGGCGCGGUUAAACUGCGAUCGGUGCAGGUCAUGAGGACCUUCUUUCCCGCCGCGCUGCUGGCGAGCUGCUGUGCCAGAGCUGCCGGCAGCCAGCUGCAGGUGGCCCUUCAAGGCCUUGUGGAUGAUCUCUCACAGAAAUACGGCUAUGCCAUGCAGCUGGCUUGGAAAUCAAACUCGGAGGACUUCGCAGUGUCAGCUGGUCAUGAUCCAGUCACCGGCAGGGCUGUCACGUCAGAGGACACCUUUGCUUUUGGUUCUGGCACCAAGCCAUACACGGCGGUGCUGGUCAUGAAGCUGGCUUCGGAAGGAUUGGUGGAGCUGGACAAGCCAGCAGCCCAGUACGUGGACGGCAUCCUGAAGCAAAUGAACGGCACCUCGAUGGUGGGGCUCUUCGGGGCGAAGGCCAGCGACGUCACGGUGGGCCACCUCCUGCGUAUGCAGAGUGGUCUGGCGGACUUCGACGUCCCGGGCUUUGAUGAUGCCCUGCUGAAGAAGGGCUCCUCAGCGCACAGCCCCAUGGAGUUUCUGCACGCCGCCGCCAGCCAGAGCCCAGCCUUCCUGUGCGACCCGGGCCAGUGCACCAGCUACACCAGCACGAACUACGUCCUGGCGGGGUUCGUGGCCCUGGGCGCCAAGGGUCAAAGUGACUGGACCGCCCUGGACCAGGCGCAGAUCUUCCCGCAGCCCGCAGAUGCCAAGUACCAGCGCUGCCGCUUUGCGGACCAGGGCCGCCUGAACAGCAGCCUCUCCGUGGCAGGGGCCGCUGGGAGCUUCCUGCACCGCACGCAGAUCUUCUCCCAGGACGCCUCAAUCCUUGGCUGGACCUGCGGCAACCUUGUGGCGCCGGCGUCCUCCGCGGCCGAAUUCUUUUAUGACUUCCUGCUAGCAAAGCGGAUCAUCCCAGAAGCCAUGGUCGACAAGAUGAAGGACUUCCGGCCUUUGAACGUGGGCUGGGCGAAGGGCACGAUUCAGUACGGCACAGGCCUCAUGAUUCAGCAGGCCAGCUGGAACGCCAGCUACCCCCCGGAGCUGGACAGCUGGGGCUCCUACGUGGGCCACGGCGGGGACACCUAUGGCUUUUUGUCGGAGAGCGGCGUGCUCUCACAGUUUAACGCCUCCUUCUCGGCCAUCGCCAACCAGGAGUACUCGGGAACUUUUGUGAAGAACGUGAUGGUGUGCAACAUGAUCAAACUGGCCGCCAAGAUCUUGCUGGGCCAGGACGUAUUCCUAAAGUGUGGUUUACGACCCUUUCAUUCGACACUGGUGGUGUAGGGGCGCUUGGCCCCUUCACGACUGUGACUCGAAAGCGAAGCACGCGCGUGGAGAA
This is a messenger RNA of Effrenium voratum, 1361 nucleotides long. The record is from the annotation of a GenBank genome assembly. NCBI's taxonomy places the organism in Eukaryota, Dinophyceae, Suessiales, Symbiodiniaceae.